Messenger RNA from Physeter macrocephalus (sperm whale), 1061 nucleotides. Its product is annotated as sperm mitochondrial-associated cysteine-rich protein. The record is from RefSeq and is a predicted model, not a curated record. The transcript has 6 exons. Lineage: Eukaryota; Metazoa; Chordata; Mammalia; Artiodactyla; Physeteridae. The coding region runs from base 119 to 538 and encodes 139 amino acids.
GGAGGCUUCUGGGCGGUGCAGUAGCUGCGGCCGAUUGGAGCAAACAAGGCUCGGAAUCCGUGAACUGCCCGCGGCCCCGAGGGCGCAGCUCCUGGACUGACCGGCGCUGUCCUGCCCAAUGGACGCCUCCUCUAGCCCGUGGAAUCCACCCCCGGCUCCCGUCAGCAGCCCCUCCCUGCUGCUCCCCAUCCCUGCCAUUGUCGUCCUCGCUGUGGGCAUCUAUUUGUUGCUGCUGGGCCUAGUGCUGCUGAGUAGGCACUGCCUGCUGGCCCAGGGCUGCUGCACAGACUGCAGCUCCCCCUGCAGGAAGCAAGGCGCCUCCAGGCCCCAAGACUGUUGCUGGACCUGCGCAGAAGCCUGUGACUGCCCUCUGCCCAGCCCAGCCCACUGCCUGGAUGCCUGCUGCCCCCAGCCCGCCGGAUCUGAUUGGGCCCCUCACUGCCCUCGCUGCUGCCCGCUCUGUGACUGUGCCUGUGCGUGCCAGCUUCCUGACUGCCAGAGCCUCAACUGUCUCUGCUUUGAGAUCAAGCUCCGAUGACAAGACCCAGGGUCCCUGCCCUUUGGGGAGUGGCCAUCUCCCAGGGCCCACAUGCCCUGUUCCCUGAGGGGCCUCAGGACACCUUUCUCCAGGCUAUUGGAACCACAAAUGGCCUACCCAGCUCACCAGCCUGGGAACCAGCAGUGGAGAGCCUGGCUCCCUGCAGAGUGGGACUCAAGGAGCCCUCCGCCAGCUGGAUGGCAGCCCCUUUGGAGGGCCAGAAGAGAGAGUGGCUGGUGCUCUGGCAGGUGCCCCUGCCCUCCUGUCCCCCUCCCCAAGUAAAUGAUCAUAUUUGAAGAUCCCUGUCCAAAGAUUACUCCUGACAACCUUUUGAGGGCCUCAGUCUGGAUUUCCAAGGAAGAAAUCUCCUCUGAAGUACCGGUGAGUGGGCAGGGGACCCUCCCUCCACCCUCAAAGAGGCAGGCCCACAGCUUCCUCCCCAUCCUUCAGUUUAGGCCCCCAGCUGGCAUGAAUGUCAGGAGCUUCAGGUUUCCCUAAAUAUAGAUCCCCUGCCAGGGGAUCU